AUGACCUCAUGCUUGGCGACAGCAGCGAGGGGAAGCAGAGUCUGCGGUGACCUCAUCGCCAGAUAUCGCUGUGGAAACAUUGAUUCAUCCUGCGAAAAACCAGACCCCCGAGAGCCGCUAAAGCAGCUCAUGACAUCACCCUCGGCCCCUGCUGAUGAUGUCAUGCGCGGCUCCUGGCAGCGUCCGAGAUUCGCUUUUUCCCUGCAGGCCAACAUUCGCCUCCUGGACAGGAUUAACAGGAGCGCUUUUACUUUUACGAGGACGGAGGCCGUGAAAGCUGCGUUGACGGAGCUUGGGCUUAAUAUAGUGGAGAUGAGCGAUGAAUCAGCCAUGCUGGACGGAGGAGACGUCCUGUUCACAGGUAGAGAAUUCUUUGUGGGAUUAUCCAAGAGGACCAACCAGAGGGGAGCGGAGAUCCUGGCCGACGCAUUCAAGGACUACGCCGUGUCCACGGUUCCCGUUCAGGACGCACUGCAUCUGAAGAGUUUCUGCAGCAUGGCCGGACCAGGUCUCAUCGCCAUCGGAUCCAGCGAAGCCGCGCAGAAAGCCCUGAAGAUCAUGCAGCAGAUGAGUGAUCAUAAAUAUGAUAAGCUGACGCUUCCAGAUGAUUCGGCUGCAAACUGCAUCUACAUGAACCUGCCGGGUAAAGGAGACGUCCUGCUGCACUGCACACCUGAGGAGUUUCCUGAGAGCACCAAGGUGUUUGAGAAGCUGAAGGAUCACAUGCUCAUCCCAGUGACCAAUCAGGAGAAAGCGAAGGUGGAUGGAGGGCUGACCUGCUGCUCGGUGCUCAUUAACAUGAAGAAGAACAUCUGAACCACACGCAGAAACACUCAAAAUAAAUCAGAUCGUUUCAUCUGAACGGAAGACAGUAUAAAACUUAUUUCAGGUCUCAAACCUGUUGCUUUAUCAUAUGUGAGGAAAAUAAAGUACAUUUAUUUUUCUAACCAGCAACAUUGUGGUCUUAGCUGGUUUAACUAGUCUCCAGACCAUACUGACUAGUUUAACCGGCUCGGUCAGGAUGGCCCUCUAGCUAUUUACUUUUUUUAGCAACAGUGAGUUAAAACUAUUACAAUUGUUAUAAAAUCUAAUUUGCAUGACAAAAAUUGCCCUAAACCUCAAAAUGUAGCUGUAAACUGCUAAAAUCAUCUGGAUCCACUCAGAACGACUGA
Sinocyclocheilus rhinocerous is the source of this 1172-nucleotide messenger RNA. RefSeq names its product dimethylarginine dimethylaminohydrolase 1 (gene ddah1). Lineage: Eukaryota; Metazoa; Chordata; Actinopteri; Cypriniformes; Cyprinidae. Gene Ontology annotation, cellular component: mitochondrion. The coding region runs from base 1 to 816 and encodes 271 amino acids. Gene Ontology annotation, molecular function: dimethylargininase activity; amino acid binding. The record is from RefSeq and is a predicted model, not a curated record. The transcript has 7 exons. Gene Ontology annotation, biological process: arginine metabolic process; positive regulation of nitric oxide biosynthetic process.